Scaptodrosophila lebanonensis is the source of this 3603-nucleotide messenger RNA. It is a transcript of the gene Kap3, whose product is annotated as kinesin-associated protein 3. Gene Ontology annotation, cellular component: ciliary transition zone; kinesin II complex; axoneme. Gene Ontology annotation, biological process: cilium organization; microtubule-based movement. Bases 1 to 3096 code for a protein of 1031 amino acids. The record is from RefSeq and is a predicted model, not a curated record. NCBI's taxonomy places the organism in Eukaryota, Metazoa, Arthropoda, Insecta, Diptera, Drosophilidae. Gene Ontology annotation, molecular function: kinesin binding. The transcript is spliced from 9 exons.
AUGCAAUUUGUUUUGUUGCUCAUUUUCCAACUUAUUUCGGGCUUUGCGCUGCUUCUGAUCGUGAUUCACUAUAUAUAUUAUAUAACUAAAGCGAUUGCCGGUGAUUUGCGUCAACAACAACAGCAACGACAACAAGAACGGGAGAGGCGCGCACUGAUAGACCAAGACCCGCUCAGAACAACAGUUGAAAAUUAUUCAGAUUUGCCCACAAACAAUUAUAAAACUUCUUCAGCAGCAGUAACAAUAGCAACAAGAAGAGCAACAACAACAACAAUGCAAACAAACGAUGAUGCAAAAUUUAUUAAAAAACGUUGGAAAGGCGGCUCCAUCGAACCACAUCCCACAGACAAGGCGCUAAUUGUCAAUUACCAGCUGGAGGCAACAGUUUUUGGCGAACCCAAUAAUCCCAUGAUUGAGGAAAAGAAGAAUUGUCAGAAAAUAAUACGACUGCGUUCGCUUAACGCCAAAACAGACCCUGCUGCCUUGGCACGUGAAGUUGUGGAUAAAUGCGAUCUCAUACACAAGUCUCAAUUGAACGAUGUGGAACAGAUUAUAUUCUAUUUGAAGAAUCGCAAGGAUAAUGCCAGCAAUGACAUUACCGAGAACAACACAAACACGAGACGUUCAGCGGCCGUUCACACGCGUUCCUCAGCCCGUUCCCAUAGCAGUGUGGCCGCCAUGUCGAGCAGUACUAGCAGCAAUGCGGGCUCCAGUGCCUCAACGCCGCUGCAGCCUUCUGAUGUGUCAAUCAACAACAUUGACGAGUACGUGGAGCUGCUGUACGAGGAGCUGGGCGAACGCAUACGCGGCUCGGCGAUGAUUCUACAAAUGGCACGCAAUCCCGACAAUUUAGAGGAGUUGGAAAAGAACGAAGCCUGCCUCAGCGCCUUGUCGCGCGUUUUGCGCGAAGAUUGGCGCAAAAGUCUCGAUCUCUCGACAAACAUUAUUUAUAUAUUCUUCUGUUUCUCCACCUAUACAAAAUUUCAUCCGCUUAUUGUGCAGUACAAGAUUGGUUCGCUUUGUAUGGACGUCAUUGAUUAUGAGUUGCGACGCUAUGAGACGAUGCGGAAUGAGCUGGACGUACGUAAAAAUCCCAACGGCUCGACGCCGCAAUCGGCGAAGGCCAGCAAAGAGAAGCUUAACCGCAGCACCGACGACUUUCUGGACAUUAUGAACGAGGAGAAGCCAAAGGAGAUGGAACCACCGCGGCGGCGUAUACCCGAGUUGAAGCAGCGCCCAAAAUCGGGAAACUGGAGCAGCUUUCACGGCUCGAUGUCCUCGUCGUUGAUCAAGAGUCAAAUAUUGAAUAGCAGCUAUCAUGAAGCGCUCUCUGCGGGCGCCAACGCCGAGCCGGUCUGCACAAACGUCUCUAAUGGCGACUUUAAAGCGCAAAGCAACGAGUCUCUCGAUCGGAACGAUCCCAAGGUGAAGAAGGAGGAGAUCGAUCGUUUGAAUAAGCAGCUAAAAAUCUUUGCCAAGAAGCAGGAGCAACUUUUACGCGUCGCCUUCUACCUGCUGCUGAACAUGGCCGAGAAUGUAAAGCUGGAGGAGAAGAUGCGACGCAAGCAUAUAGUGAAGAUGUUGGUUAAGGCGCUGGAUCGCCAGAACAUUGAUCUGUUAAUGCUAGUCAGCACCUUUCUUAAGAAGCUCUCGAUAGUGGGUGAUAACAAGGAUGAAAUGUCUGCGCUGAACAUUGUGGCCAAGUUGCCGCGUCUCUUCCAAAACGGCCACACCGAUCUUGUGCAGGUUACACUCAAGCUGGUCUUUAAUCUGUCCUUUGAUGGCAACCUGCGUCGCAAGAUGAUUGGAGCCGGCUAUUUGCCCAUGCUCGUGAUGUUCAUCAAUGAUGAGAAGCACCAUGGCAUUGCCGUGAAAAUCCUCUACCACAUGAGUCUGGACGAUAAGGUGAAAGCCAUGUUUACGCACACAGAAUGCGUCCAAAUGGCCACAGACGCCAUCAUCCUCAAUCUGAAUGUGAAGGUCGAUUUGGAUUUAAUUGCCUUGUGCAUCAAUCUGUCCCUCAAUCGUCGCAAUGCGCAAAUUAUGGUCGAGGGGCAGCGCCUGCACAGUCUAAUGGAUCGAGCGUUUAAGUACCAGGAUGCAUUACUCAUGAAAUUGCUGCGAAAUCUCUCCCAGCACGAGUCGCUGCAAGUGCAGUUCAUCGAUUAUGUCGGCGAUCUCGCCCGCAUUCUCACCAUAUGUGACGAUGAGGCUUUUAUUGUCGAAUGUCUCGGCAUUUUGGGGAAUCUCGCGCUAACCGAUCUCGACUAUUCGCAGAUAUUGCAGAACUUCCAGCUUAUACCCUGGAUACGCCAACUGCUGGUGCCCUGCGCACGUCUAGACGAUCUCGUGCUGGACACGAUCGUCUAUCUUGGCACCUGUGCCUACGAUGAGCUCUGUGCGUUGCUCUUCUGCCGCGCCAAGGUCGUGCUCUCCCUCAUCGAACUGCUGAAGGCCAAGCAGGAGGACGACGAGAUCGUCUUGCAAAUCAUUUUCGUAUUCCAGCAAAUAUUGCGACACGAAAGCACACGCGAAUACAUGAUCAAGGAGACGGAGUCGCCGGCCUAUUUGAUUGAUCUGAUGCACGACAAGAACGAGGAGAUACGCAAGGUGUGCGACUAUUGUCUGGACAUUAUUGCGAUCAGCGACAGCGAGUGGGCCAAGCGCAUUAAGCUGGAAAAGUUUCGCAAUCACAACUCCCAGUGGCUGUGCAUGGUGGAAUCACAGCAGGAUCAUGACAACGAGCAGGACUAUGUGGACAAUGAGGAGGACGAUAAUGAUUUGGACACAUACUUGCGAUCCGAGUAUUUGGACAAUUGCGAUUUGUAUAAUAGCGCGCAUGCCAAUGAUGGGGGCGGCAGCAGCGGCGGCGGCGAUAAUGACAGCAACAAUAGCAACAAUCCGGCCAGUCCGGCCAUGUCCACCUACAGUCGGCCAGUUAGCACCUAUCGGCGUAGUCAGGAUCUUGAUGAUUUGUACAACAUGACAUCAAGUUCCAAGUCGCAGGCGUCCAGUCAGGGCGAUAACAACUAUAUGUUCAAGUCCAACAAGUCUCUCGAUGCGGAGGGUCUGCACGAGGAGCUGCUAAUGGCAUAGGCCUAGGAAAAACACAAACAUAAAGACAAACCGACGCAUACAAAUCGAAUCCAAGUCCAAGCCACAUGAACACGAACAAAUUUCAAUUAAUGCUUUUAAGAGAUUUGCAAUCACAACGCCACGCUUUCGGAGCAGCUGCUCGCUGUACAAUACAUUUAAGUGUAUAUGAGAUAUAUAUAUAUUUAAACAUAUAUUUAUGCCAUAGCUACUACCUGUUCACGUACACGUACACAUACACACAAGUAUAUAUACAUAUACAUAUGUAUGUAUGGGCAUUGGUGUACGAUAUAUUUUUUUGUCGCUUGUUACAACAAGAAAACAACAAUUAGUCAAAAGUUAUAUACAUAUAUUCUAAUCAAAUCUCGGCCAGCCAGCGGCAACUCGAUGUUUACUCCACGACAUUCUAAAUACGAUAAAUGGCGCACAUGUCUUUUUUUGUUAAUUUAUUUAUUUACGUUACUAUUAUACAUAUAUCGUUAAUUAUAAUUCUUGUUUUUAAUCCUUAAA